Messenger RNA from Cuscuta campestris, 1778 nucleotides. The record is from the annotation of a GenBank genome assembly. NCBI's taxonomy places the organism in Eukaryota, Viridiplantae, Streptophyta, Magnoliopsida, Solanales, Convolvulaceae.
AACCAUUUCCAUUGUCCCCUCAGUUCUCAAAGGGCCUAUUCCAAAGCAAUAAAUAUUUCAAAUCUUUAUUUGAUUCUCUCCUUUUCAAAAAGAAAAGCUAGGAAAAAUGGGUUCAAUUAGACCCCAUGCAGUUUGCAUCCCAUACCCUGCACAGGGCCACAUUAACCCCAUGCUACAACUGGCCAAGAUCCUCCACCACCACGGCUUCCACAUCACCUUCGUCAACACCGAGUUCAACCACCGCCGCCUCCUCCGCUCUCGCGGCCCGGACUCCCUCCGCGGGCUCCCGUCGUUCCGGUUCGAAACCAUCCCCGACGGGCUGCCCCCGACGGAGUCCGACGCCACCCAGGACGUGCCCUCCCUUUGCGCGUCCACGACCACGACCUGCUUGGGCCCCUUCAGGGAACUCCUCGCCAGGCUUAAUCGAAACAGCGACGCGCCGCCGGUUUCCUGCGUCGUCUCCGACGGCGUGAUGAGCUUCACCCUCGCGGCGGCGGAGGAAAUCGGCGUCCCGGAUGUGUUCUUCUGGACCACCAGCGUGGGUGGCUUCUUGGGGUACAUGCAGUACCCGGAACUCAUCCGCAGGGGAUACGUCCCUCUCAAGGAUGAGAGCUGCCUGACAAAUGGGUAUCUCGAGACGGAGCUGGACUGGAUAAAGGGCAUGAAAGACAUUCGCCUGAGGGAGCUCCCCACCUUCUUUAGGACCACAGACCCAGACGAUAUCAUGCUGAACUUCGUCCUCCAAGAAACUGGGAGGGCCAGGAAGUGCUCCGCCAUCCUCUUCAACACCUUCGACGAUUUGGAAGGCGAAGCUCUCGCCGCCCUCCAGCCCGGGCUCCCGCCCCUCUACGCCGUCGGCCCCUUGCACCUCAUCCAGGAGAAGGUGGUCGCGGACGGCGGCGUCAGGUCCCUGGCGUCGAACCUCUGGAAGGAGGACGGCGCCUGCCUCGACUGGCUCGGCGCCUUCGCGCCAGGCUCCGUCGUCUACGUCAACUUCGGGAGCAUCGCGGUGAUGACCCCGGCCCAGCUCUCGGAGUUCGCGUGGGGCCUGGCGAACUCCGGGAGGCCGUUCCUGUGGGUGCUCCGCCCCGACGUCGUGGCGGGGGAGUCCGCGGCGCUCCCGCCGGAGAUUGUGGAGGAGACGAGGGGCCGGGGGAUGAUCUCCGGGUGGUGCCCGCAGGACAGGGUCCUGGCCCACCCGGCGGUCGGGGGGUUCCUGACCCACUCCGGGUGGAACUCGACCCUCGAGAGCAUAUGCAACGGCGUGCCGAUGCUGUGCUGGCCGUUCUUCGCGGAGCAGACGACGAAUAGCCGGCUCUCGUGCGCCGAGUGGGGGGUCGGGAUGGAGAUCGACGGGGACGUGAGGAGGGAGGUGGUGGAGGGGCUGGUGAGGGAGCUGAUGGAGGGGGAGAAGGGGAAGGAGAUGAAGAGGAAAGCCAUGGAAUGGAAGAAGCUGGCUCAAGAAGCUGCGACUGUUCCCACGGGCUCAUCCGCCAUUAAUAUACAAAAGCUCAUCAAUCACCACCUCUCAUCUCCUCCAAAACAGCUUUAAUUCAGACGGGGUAAUAUUUUAUUUUAUUUACUCAAAUUUGAUUCCAUUUCUAUUCAAUAAAAUUUAAUUUGCCUCACCAGUUCGGUAAUAAAGUACUAUUAUGUCCCAUUUGGUACAUGAAAUUCAAACUAUAGAAUUGGAAUUGAGAACUUCAAUUCCAGUUCUAGUGUUUGGUAGCACAAAAAUUAUGUGGAUUUGGAAUUGAAAAUGAAUUAAAAUUGACAGA